Caenorhabditis briggsae is the source of this 1365-nucleotide messenger RNA. The transcript has 5 exons. Gene Ontology annotation, molecular function: serine-type endopeptidase inhibitor activity. The record is from RefSeq and is a predicted model, not a curated record. The coding region runs from base 1 to 1365 and encodes 454 amino acids. NCBI's taxonomy places the organism in Eukaryota, Metazoa, Nematoda, Chromadorea, Rhabditida, Rhabditidae.
AUGUUGAAAUUUCUCAUUCUCAUUAGUGUUCUUUUGAACUUUGCCGCUUGUCAUCAAAACGACAAAAUGCUUUGUGUAGCAGAGGCAAAGAGGUACAAUUUCUGUACUGGAAUUUAUAACAAUUUCACCAGAGAAUUGUUUGAAUCCCGCAAGGAAUUAAUCGAGUCCAGCUCUACGAUUGCUCCAUUAGGCUCACAAUUAGGAGGAGAAUUUAAGAAGAUGAUGAAAUGUUUUUUGAUGAAAUGUAUUGGUGAUUUGGAAUGUAAAGGAGAACGGAAGCAAAUCAAAUUUCAAAUUGACACAGUCGAGUUUUAUGGGGAAAGAGUUACAGAAGCCCAAGAGUGCAUUGAAAAGAAUGACAUCAAUCAAUCACUUCGAAACUGCGUUGCUCUUCACAAACAGUUCCCGUUGCCAAAAGGGUUUUCGCCCACCGUGGUCCCAUGUGUCAAACAUGUUCUCGCAGAAUCUGCAAUGUUGUUGCCGGUAAUGUCUUCGACCUGCCCUCCACCUCUAGAAACUUUGCUUGCUGAAGUCGCUGCUCUCCAGCGGCUAUCCAAGGAAAAAGAUGACAUCAUCUGUCAUUUGCAACUCCAGUUGGCGAAAAAUGAGUUGGACAGUCGGGAGAAGAUUCGGAGAAUUGAAGAAAAGGCUGAAGAAAAGAUAGAAUUCGCAAUGGCCAAAUGCCAAGAACAUUUGGAAGCAAUGGAGCAGAAGUAUGCUGAAUUGGAAGCAGAGUUAGAACUUCAAAACUGCAAGAAGCCCAUUGAUGACGACACUAUCGAUUUCGAUUCAGAAUCCAACUGCUCUGGCGACGACGCACCGGAGCCCACAUCCGACUUCACAUCGGUUCCAGCUGAACAACUCGCAAAGGACUUUGUCAUGAUGUCAGACGCCAUCGGAAAUGCUCACAUUAUCAUUCGAGGGCAAGAGCUCCAGAUUAAGCAGCAGUUGGAUUGGACAAAGACGUUUUUCAAGAAGAACAUUGAUCUUCUGGAUCGGAUGACAUUCGGCAAUGGUAUCCCGGAAGAUAUCCAGCAACAGUUGAGCAAUGUGCACGAGGAGAAGGAAAACACUGUUCAAAUCAACAAAGAGUAUCUUACUGAAAUUGCUGAAAAUUACAAUGCAGGUGCCGAAUCCCUCGAUUUGGAAAACCCAGAAUCGGAAAAAAUCAACGCCUUCAUUCGGGACUCUACUCAUGGAAAACUUGACAACCUGGUUUCAACGGAUUCAAAUUCUGACGCUGUUGCUCUUCUAGUGAAUGCUAUCUACUUCAAAGGGAAGUGGGAUGAAGAAUUCGAGAUGGAUUUGACAUCUCCAAGAGAAUUUACUUUGAAAUCUGGAGAACUUAUGGCAAUCCCGUUUUAA